AGGCAAGCAGCUUUGCAGAGAGGCUGGGCCUACCCCACGCAGACACCAACCACAGAGAGGCAUCCAACGCGGCCCGAACACCUCCACCCAGAAGAGCUGAGGCGGACCACCAACGACGCCACUCACCGACAGAAGAUCCGAACCCUGCCAACCGGGACUAACCAACGCCAGUCUGCAGACAGACACCGCACGCCCAGAACUUCACAACUCCGAUUUCCCGACAUGGACUGCAUUC
Molecule: messenger RNA, 235 nt
Organism: Pelobates cultripes (western spadefoot toad)
Lineage: Eukaryota; Metazoa; Chordata; Amphibia; Anura; Pelobatidae
Source: the annotation of a GenBank genome assembly